GACAUGCACCUGCAGCUGUCCUGGCUGGACACGAGACUUAACUUGCGCCGGUUCGGCGUCAAUUGGACACUGUCGCUGAAUGGUGCCGAUAUCGUACCCAGGAUGUGGAAGCCAGACUUAUUUUUUGCGAACGUAAAAACAGCCAGUUUGCACGAUGUGACUAUGGUCAACCAGUUGGUGGACAUCAGCCCGGACGGACAAGUAUUUUACAGCAUGCGGCUUAGCCUUGAACUGGCCUGCAGAAUGCACUUCGACCACUAUCCGCUCGAUACUCAGCGGUGCCCCAUGCAUUUAGGACCAUUUUCCCAGACGAUCGACCAGACAGUUUUGCGUUGGAAGAGGGACCCAAUCGUUUUCAAAAAGCCGAUAAGCGUUCCACAGUAUCACCUAGAUGGGGUUACACACGACCGCUACACGAGGACGAUCGAGACAGGAUCCUUCAGCUUCCUCGUAGUUCGUUUCACCGUUGUUCGACAAAGAGGAUAUUACCUUAUCACGAUCUACUUCCCUACCAUGCUUUUUGUUGUCAUAUCCUGGCUGACUUUCUACCUGCACAUUGGGAUGGCUCCAGGAAGGAUAAUUCUCGGACUUGGAAUGCUUCUCAACUUAGUGUCAACAAACACCGGUGUACGGUCGGAGGUACCCCCGGUGUCGUAUAUGAAGGCCUUGGAUGUGUGGAUGGGUGGCUGCGUCUGUGCCGUCUUUGGAGCGCUUUUUGAAUUUACCCUGGUACAUUACAUCGGAAGGGUGAAAAGAAGACCCAGAUGGUUCAGACAAAUCGACGAUGGAUUGCUCUGGCUGGUGAAGCCUAAGCCUUAUGAAAGCGAUAAGGAGGACGAGAAUUAUGAUCCGUACGAUUACGACGAGCUCUACAGGAAUGUCAAGAGAGCAUACAGCAUUGACAGGAUAGCACGUGUCAUUUUUCCCCUUUUCUAUUUCUUUUUCCUUAUCGUCUACUGGACUAUUUAUGCUUACCAGUUUCUUGUUGAUCAUCCCGUUGAGUAUUGACAAAACACAGGACUCGUCGGUUUAUGGCUUUUGUAUUUCCCGUCUGCGAGGAAAAGCAAGGGCAAAAUUGUUAAGGAAUUUCUUUUAUUCUUCACUUUGGGUGGCUCGAUUGAAGCUUUAGCGCAUUUCUGUUCUUUUGUAAUGUAAUAAACAUUUACAGAGCAUAUUUAUCUGCUAUGUCACAUUAUUCCCAGAAAGGUGCUGCCCUAGCGAGAGCGAGGGCGGCUUCCUGCUUCAUGAUUUUGAUUGAUGCCCCUUUCCACUGAACAAAAAAAAUGCUAGAUGCCAACUGACACGCUUUCGUUAAA
Ornithodoros turicata is the source of this 1316-nucleotide messenger RNA. RefSeq names its product glycine receptor subunit alpha-2-like. The transcript has 6 exons. Gene Ontology annotation, molecular function: transmembrane signaling receptor activity; transmitter-gated monoatomic ion channel activity involved in regulation of postsynaptic membrane potential; excitatory extracellular ligand-gated monoatomic ion channel activity. Gene Ontology annotation, cellular component: synapse; plasma membrane; neuron projection. The record is from RefSeq and is a predicted model, not a curated record. Gene Ontology annotation, biological process: regulation of membrane potential; nervous system process; chloride transmembrane transport. The coding region runs from base 4 to 1008 and encodes 334 amino acids. Lineage: Eukaryota; Metazoa; Arthropoda; Arachnida; Ixodida; Argasidae.